Messenger RNA from Funneliformis mosseae, 337 nucleotides. The record is from the annotation of a GenBank genome assembly. NCBI's taxonomy places the organism in Eukaryota, Fungi, Glomeromycota, Glomeromycetes, Glomerales, Glomeraceae.
AUGAAUCGAGAUAUGAAUGGAGUAAUGAAGGGAAUCCCGAUGAGUGAAAAUACUAAAAUGAUUUUUUUUGCACAAUCAAAACCUACUGGAAGACAAAGGCAGUUAGGUGAAGAAUCAAUAGUGGAUUACUGUUUAAAGGCGAAGAAAUGUAAUAAUAUCGUCAAACUCUGUAAAGGUCAUUUUAGAAGUGAAUUCUAUAGUGGAUUAACACAAGAAAAUGUGAGAUAUAUUGCAAAAAAUGAUUAUUAUUGUGAAUUAGUAGAAAUACUUAUUCAAGCGGAAAAAGAGUCAGUGACUAGUAUUAUAACUGGGUUUAAAGAUUAUAUUAGUCAGUCUG